AUGGGAUUCAAGGCGCCAAUACCAGCCCCUCCUCCAUUCGCAGACGCGGCUCGAAAUCUCCUCAUUGCGUCCGUGUGCCGUCAUUGGCGUCGCCUAGCGAAGCGUCGCGUGACCACGCUCUCCGUGAAAGAGGACCUCCUUGUGUCCCUCCAAGACCUCUCAGCUGCCGUCGCGUGCUUCCCCAACCUCACCCAUCUGCAUCUCAGCGACAACAGCGUUGAGACGCUCAACGACGCCUUUCUUGCUCACCUCGCUUCUUCAUGCCCCAAGCUGACGACUCUCCACGUGGGGUGGAGCUUUCCAGUGGGGUGGAUCUUUCCAUUGGCCGGCCAAGGUGAUGCCAGUUUUGAGUAUUAUCUCAGGAAGGAGGAGCGUCCCAUAUCAACGGACGGUUUGGAUCGCUUCUUCUUAAAACUCCCUCGGUUAGAGCAACUUUCCAUCUUCUCCCCCCACCAAGCAACAAAGCUACCGGGUUCCUUCUUUCAGUUGAGGCAUCUCCGCACCCUUGUCCUCCACGACGCAAGUGCCUUGAAAAAUGCUGAUUUCGCAAGCCUAACAACGCUUGCCACCGUUUGUGUCGCCUUUCCGUGGAAUCUUCAGGACCUGGCCACCCUCUUCCUCCUCCCACGACUCGCCCAUCUCUCCACCUUUGCCCCAUACCAGAGCCCUCAGCCCUUGGCGUGUGCUGCACGCAUAGUGCCGCCGUCUUGCCUCAAGUCUCUCGCUUUUGCAGUUUCGUGUCCUGAGUUUGACAUCGUCUUCCCAUCAGCACCGCCGUUCACCGGCCUAGAGGAGCUGCUUAUCGAAGACUGCACUGGGCUCACGAGCCUACCUCACCACAUUGAUGAGUCGCUGCCGUGUCUACGCAAGCUCACCACCAACCACUGCGAGCAUCUUGUCGACCUGCCUCAAAGCUUCGCGUCUCUCAGUCGUUUGGAAACCCUCGUAUUACGUGGUUGCAAUCGCCUUACCUUGCCCAGCAACUUCGGUGACCUCCCUGCCCUCAAACUGUUGGUGCUGGAGUUUCUGACUCUCUGGGAACUCCCUCCUUCCUUCUGCCAUCUCUCGUCACUCGAGGCACUCAUUAUAGCUGGAAGCACCGGUGAGGAUUUCCAGCUGCCAGCAGGUUUCUGCGGCCUCACAGCUCUCAAGGCUUUAUUCAUCGCCGAGUCGGAUCUUGCCUUGCCGGAAGACGUAGGGGCCCUUGCCAGUCUCAAGGCUCUCAAGCUGGUCACUUACGCACAGCCCUUUCCUGCUUCAUUCACACAGCUGUCUUCCUUGACGAGCCUUGAUCUGAAUAACUGGGGGCUCGAGACCGAGCUGCCGGAAGCCUUGGGGGAACUGAGCAGCCUACAGGAGCUGAAGAUUCAAACCCUGCGCUUGGGCGGCCUUCGGAAAGGCUCUUCUCAUGUCAUCGACAUCUCCCAGCUGUUGCAACUGAGGGAGCUGGAGCUGGGCGGGGUUAGGAUGCGGUGCGGGCCUGCAGAGGGUGGGAGGCUGCCGUGCUUGGAGCAGCUGGAGCAGCUGGGGAUGGGUUUUACAUGCCGAGGGUGGGAGCUGCCAAUCCCCCUCAUCGUUUUCCCCCACCUCCGCCACUUGACGACUUGCGCAGAUGAAGCUUACAGCCUCCCGGGGAACAUGGCAGCAGCGUUGCCGCAGCUGCGGCAGCUGAAGCUUCUUCGUUGGCAUUCGGAAGAGCUGCCAGGAAGCGUAGUGGAGAUUACCUCGCUGACGUCACUCACUGUUGAAGCACCUCAGCUGACGUCACUACCUCAAGGCAUGAGGCGCCUGUCUCGGCUGCGCAAACUGGAGCUGAUUCGCUGCACCGCCUUGCAGCACCUCCCGGAGUGUCUCACCCAGCUGCACCAGCUGAUACUGCGUGACACCUCCAUCACCUCCCUCCCUGCCAAUCUGGUGCAGCUGACCAGGGAGCGCUGA
Molecule: messenger RNA, 1938 nt
Organism: Closterium sp. Naga37s-1
Lineage: Eukaryota; Viridiplantae; Streptophyta; Zygnematophyceae; Desmidiales; Closteriaceae
Source: the annotation of a GenBank genome assembly